Molecule: messenger RNA, 961 nt
Organism: Pseudoliparis swirei
Lineage: Eukaryota; Metazoa; Chordata; Actinopteri; Perciformes; Liparidae
Gene: ube2t
Product: ubiquitin-conjugating enzyme E2T (putative)
Exons: 6
Coding region: 165-746 (193 amino acids)
Source: RefSeq, a predicted model, not a curated record
UCCAAAACAGACGAGCUAUAAUAACGCCUGUUGAGUCGGAACUUCAGCGCUUGAAACCGGAUUACAAUAAUUUAUUGGGUUUUAAUAUCGAGUAAAUAACAGAUUUGUGUGACUACGGUGUGGUUGUUGGAUUCCUCAAAUAAGUCCUGAUUGAACUGAGCAAAAUGCAGAAGGCUUCGCGUUUGAAGCGCGAGCUUCAGAUGUUGAGCACCGAGCCCCCUCCCGGGAUCACAUGCUGGCAGACCGAGGAGCGGACAGACGAUCUCCGGGCACAGAUAGUGGGCGGAACCGAUACUCCAUAUGAAGGUGGACUCUUCUCCUUGGAGAUUAAUGUCCCAGAUAGGUACCCGUUUGAACCUCCCAAAAUGCGAUUUUUGACCCCCAUCUACCACCCAAACAUCGACAAUUCAGGGCGUAUCUGCCACGAUGCCCUCAAACUCCCACCAAAGGGGGCCUGGAGGCCAUCCCUAAACAUCUCCACAGUCCUCACCUUAAUUCAGCUCCUCAUGACUGAGCCCAAUCCAGAUGAUCCACUCAUGGCUGAUAUAUCAUCAGAGUUUAAAUACAACAAACAGCUGUUCAUGGAGAAAGCCAGGAAGUGGACACAAGAACAUGCUAUUCAGAAGAACAUGGGAGUCUUGAAGGACAACAAAGACAAUACUCCAGUUCAGAAAGCUUCAUCCCGCAAAAGAGAGGCUUUUGAGUUGGACCAGGAGGCAGCGGAGCCACCAAAGAAAACUGUAUAGUUUCCAUCUCGCUUGUCAGAGCCACACACAGGUCUCCUUUCCAGAGCAAACAUUCCUUAUCCACCUGCUUGUAAAGAGUAAUAUUUUUAAUUGACUGCCAAUACCUACUUAUUUUCACUAUAUAUGUAUUGUUAUGCAAUCCAGAAAUAGCCACAUAUUUAUAUGUAUACAUUUGUAUCUUUGUCUUGUGAUAAUAAAGUUCAUUUUAACACUAA